Molecule: messenger RNA, 329 nt
Organism: Paramecium pentaurelia
Lineage: Eukaryota; Ciliophora; Oligohymenophorea; Peniculida; Parameciidae
Source: the annotation of a GenBank genome assembly
UAUGAGAAUUCUUUGGAUCUACUCAAAGAAAAGCUUUAUAAGUAGAUCCAAUGAAAAGCAUAUUACAACAGAGGUGAAUUUCUAAUUCAGCUCUAGUAAUGAUUAUUAUAAUAUUAGGGUCUCUAUGUGGAUUUUGGCAGAAGAGGGUAGAAAUUCCUUCAAAAAUAGAAAUGCAUGAAAUAACAAAGAUAAAAGUAAUAUAUUGAAAAUAGGUUGUAUUUUUGUUUUCAUAAAAAUAAAGACAAUAGCCAGGAUUAAACAGCUGUGUUAGACCUUUUUCUUAUUUUAUUAUUUAUUUACUGUAUGAAGGACCAAUUUUGAUUAAAUGA